Molecule: messenger RNA, 3358 nt
Organism: Solea solea (common sole)
Lineage: Eukaryota; Metazoa; Chordata; Actinopteri; Pleuronectiformes; Soleidae
Gene: ofd1
Product: OFD1 centriole and centriolar satellite protein
Exons: 22
Coding region: 128-3187 (1019 amino acids)
Biological process (GO): epithelial cilium movement involved in determination of left/right asymmetry
Cellular component (GO): centrosome; ciliary basal body
Molecular function (GO): protein binding
Source: RefSeq, a predicted model, not a curated record
CCAAGUAGGUCGAGCUGCAUUUUCAGCGGAACUGAACACGUCAGUGACGUCACGUUCUGGUUUCCGUUGGAUUUAAAAACACAGGGGGACGCGUUCUGGUCGUCAGUACUGCAAACUGUCUGUAGUCAUGUACGCGGCCAAGGAAGACACCCUGUCGUCUGAUGAGCUCAGGAAAAGACUCUACCAAACAUUUAAAAAUAAAGGAGUGCUCAAUACGCUCAAAACACAGAUGCGGAAUCAGCUCAUUCAGGAGUUAAAACACCCACCUCUGGCUGCAGGAGAACCUGUUCCCAGACCUGUGUCUGUGCAGUCUGAACCUCUUCUUGUCUCUGCCUGUAACAGCAUAGUGGCUGAACAUCUGAGCACCUCGGGUUACGAGUACACUCUAUCUGUAUUCUACCCUGAAAGUGGCCUGUGCAAAGAGAAGGUUUCCACAAAAGAAGAGCUUCUUCGUCUCCUUAAAAUCCAUCCAUCCUCAUCCCUAUACAGAUCCCUGGCAUCAAAUAAGGACAGCAAUGAUAAAGGAUUCCUGAUCAGGCUCCUAACUCAGCUAACACAGCAUUAUACUCCUGACCUGUAUCAUGAUGCUGAAACACAGACAACAAGUAUAGCAACAUACGGAGAGUCUCUUGUUCAGAAGAUGAAAAUGAUAGAUAAGGAGUAUGAGAACUUCAGUCACAGUGGGGACAAAUGGCUUUCAUUCCAAUCACAACUGUCUGCAUAUCGAAAAGAAAUGGCAGCACAGCUGGAAGCAGAAAUGAACACAAAGCUGCAACAUUUUAAAGAUGUUGAGAUUGCUAAAGUGAGGAUGGAAGAAAAAUCUACUUUUAAUCAAGAAUUUGUAAAGCUGAAACAAGAGCUGGAGAGGACGUACGAAAGGAAGACAAAGGCAUUGGUGGAUCGGGAGAAAAAUGCCAUUGAUCGGUUGCAAAAGCAGCAAGAGAUUGAAGAAAGAAAUGUGUAUAAUCAGAGACAAUCGGUACUAAAGGAAAUGGAAACACUGCGUAGCAGAGAAAAUGACCUGAGGAUGAGAGUGGAGGGUUUUGAAAAAACUUGUCAGGUUCACAAGGAGAAGGUGGAGACCACAGAAGAGCUGCUGAGGAGGAGAGACCUGGCCUUGAAGACUACGGAGGACACGUACGAGCAAAGGUUGAAGAAUGAACUUUCCAGGUAUCAGCUUGAACUUAAGGAAGAAUUCAUCAGGAGAACAGAAAAACUAACUGAGGAUGAGAACCAAAACAAAGUUGAAACAGCACGUAUUCAAAGGGAGGCUGCGGUAAUUGAUUCCAAAUUAGAGGAACACAGUCGAGCAUGUUCAGAGCUGCAAAAACUGCAGGUUGAACUCGACACAACACAGCAGCAGAUGUCUCUGAUGACCCAACGGCAAGAGCUGUUACAAGGGCAACUUGAGACCAUGAGUGACUACACCAGUUUGAAGAGAGAGAAAGCAGAGCUGCAGGGACAGCUGCGGCUGCUUAAGAAACAGCUGGAUGAAGCCCGGGAGGAGAAUCGGCUCCUUUAUGCAGAUUUGGGCAAACCGUCCAAAGAACAGCUGGCCUUGCAGAUGGAGCUUCGGAGGCUGCAGAGCGCUCGGAGACUGGAAGAGGAAGGGUUUGACAACCAGAAACAGGUGCUGCAGACUCAGCUCCAGCGUGAGGUGGAGCUCUGCGCUCAGCUCAAGGCUCAGUUGAUAGAGUGUGAGCAGAAGUCACAGUGGAUGACCAACCACGUUGAAGACCUCAAGAUGCAGCUUCACCAAACACAGAAAGCUCUUGAAAACGAAGUGCUGCGUAACCCCAAGCCCUCGCUUGUUGAUCGCUCAGUGCUGGAGCUCAGUGCUGACAAACUGGUUCCACCUGACAUCUAUGUGGACAGAACCCUGCUGAGGGCCAGUGUGGGUGAUGGUGAUAUGUUUAAAGCAGGUGGGCCCCUGCAUGGACACAGGUCGCUUUGGAAUGACUCUUCAGAUUCUGAAAAUGAGUUGGUGGUUAAAGCCAUGGCUCGCUUUCAGGAGCUGCAAAGAGAGGCUGAGACCUUGGAGGAAGCCUACAGGAACUACCAGCAGAGGGCAGUGCACUCCUCCAUCUCACACAUGCUUCCCCGAAGACUUUCACCACAGCAACCACAACCUUCACAGCGUCCCAGCUCUCCUCCGAGGAAACGGUUCUCUCACCAGUCUCACACCCACUCCCCCCACAAACCAUUGUCUUCUCAAAUUAUACGAACCCCCUCCUCGUCAUCCUGUGACACCAGAAACACUGUACCACGGUCACAGCCAAGGGUGACCUUCUCAGAAGCCCCAAACCAACUAAAGGCCGCAGUUUUCACCGAGCACAGUGUCCAUUCAUGUUCUGAACCUCUCAUUCUAAGCGAUGGACAUCCUCUGGAUGAAAGUUUAACUUCAUUCAGACGUCUGUCCUCCACACCACGCGCUUCCCCCAGGAAAAAUCGUCAGAAAGAGAUUGAAGAAGAGGCAGUUGUGACUCCAGUGCCAUUUUCAGAGCUGCCGCCUGACAGACAGCUCCCCCCUUCCCCUCGCAAGGAGAUGGUGACCUCGGGUGACUUCUCAUCUGAGUUCAGUCCACCUCUCAGUCCUCAACUCAAGAGCACAGCAAGAGACCAGCCCAGUCCACCAAAGAUACAGCCGGUCCUAACCAGCUGUGAGUCUUCACCAGAACCUGACAGAAUCAGCCUAGAGGACCUCACAGGGGUUCUUUCAGAGCCCGGCCACAUUCCAGAGCUUCUCCUGGACACUGCCAUCCCUCUCACUGAGGAGGCCCCUGAUGGACCCACUGUCCCCCACUCACAGGACCUCCCAGAAGACCCAACAGACUUGCAGGACCAGGCGGACGUCUCACAAACCACAGGUGGAUCUGUGAGUGAAGAAGACAAAGAGGAGGAGCACGCAGAACAAGAGGAAAAAGACAAAGAAGAUGAGGAGGAGGCAGCGACUGAGAUAAGAAUCCAUGAAGGAGAUGAUGAGGAUGAUAUAAAGGAGUAUAAGGGUGAAGAUCCUUUGGAGAAAUACAUGAAAAUGGUUCUGGAGGCAAGGGAGAAGCAGCAUGCACAGAGUCAUGUAGGAGAAGAAACAGGACAUACAAGCCCAGAGGACAAGAGUAUGUCUGAGGGAAAAGACGACAGCUUUGCAGCAUAUUUACCGAAGGAUGAAGAUGAUGAUUUCUGGUGAGCUGAACGUCCCAGACUGCUAUUAUGUGCCGAUGAGUUAAAUAAGCCUCUGUGUUCUGUUCAACGUGUGAUGUAUUUAUUUAUUUUUUUAUUGCAUUUGUAUGAAUUCAUUCUGAAGUGUGAUUUUUUUUUACCACACAAUCUUUUCCAUCAUGCAAUAAAGAUCACACAA